AAUUUAGUAAACGAUGACCUAGAGGCAAAGAGCGCACUUUGGACUUGCUUAUCAUUUUGUCCAGAUAGAUAUCUGGAAGUCUACACUGAAUGUAUACUGGUGAAGGAAGAAAGGAAAAGUUAAACGAAAAUCUGCGAAGAACUAGAUAUUUUAUGCCAAUACAUGUCGUUUUGUCUUCGGGCUUUAUCUGCAGAUGUGCUAGUGGAGAAGUUGAAAGUCAAAAUUGCUAGGGUGUAUUAUAACCAUGGACUGUUUAUUUCCACUCAUCCGGCUCCCGUGAUAACGAUUGUGUGCAUACUUAUGAUUUUCCUCUGCUAUCCUUUAACUCAGAUCCCGAUUGUUAAAGAAGUACCCAUACAUAGUGCGGUUGUUCGUGAUGAUGAAUUUCAGUCUUUUAAAGAUUCACGCUAUGUUUUCACUCAUGAUGAUCAAAACAAGAGCCUUGGGUACAUGCUUCAAAUAGUUGUGCACUCGACAAUAUUGACGAAAAUCCCUGAAUGUUAUGUGAAUCAUGAAACUAUCACCCAUUUACUUCAACAGAGUAAUAAGUUAGUUGAGCUUGUGCGCCAAUUCAGAAGCACUGGAGACGAUGGCAAAUCAGACGGACAAACAUUUGAUGAUAUCUGCUUCCAGGUUGAGGACAGGGCGGUCAGUGAAGUAGAAAGCUCAGAAACAAUAAAAGAUGUGUUACCGACAUUUGGAUGUCUUCUGUUAGCUCCUAGUUUCCUGUUAGAUGGUCAUCUUGGUGUAGUGCAGUCCCCUCAGCCGUCUGUUAUGUCACGUAUACGACUUGCAGCUGUUGGAAACCUGCGAGAUCUUUUGUUUGGAUUCCCUUGGAAAACAACAGGAUUGUCAAAAUACUCUGUAUGUAGUCGGAAGCAUACUGUUACAUAUGCAUUGACUUUGGUAUUUCGAGAAUAUAAACCUUCGUUUUUUUCUGAACUUCGAGACUAUCUUAUUUCUCAUAUGGAAAAUUUCCAUGGUAAUGUAGAUAUUACUAAAGAAACUCGAAAGUCUAGCGACAAAUCCAAUACAGCAUCAGUUGGACAUAUCUUUCUUGUUUGGUACAGUGAUCGAUCUUAUUUUGCUGACUAUGCACCAUUGAUAUUUAUAUACGUUAUCUUAUUACUUUAUGUAUAUUUUUCUGUCCGUAAAUUGGAGAUGGUUAAAUCGAAAUGGGGGUUAGCUUUGAGCGCUUGUGUUACUGUUGCUGCAUCACUCUUCAUGUCCAUUGGUCUGUGUGUAACUAUUGGCCUUGUAAUGCCGACACUAAAUGGAAGUGAAGUUUUCCCAUAUCUGGUAGUUCUAAUCGGAUUCGAAAAUGUUAUUGUUCUGACUAAGUCUGUAGUUGCGACUCCAUUGGACCUUCCAGUGAAAUAUCGCAUUGCUGAAGGUUUAAGCAAAGAAAGCUGGUCACUUACAAAACUCUACUUAACGGGAUUAUUGUUACUUGGUUUGGGAUUUUUUACAUUUCAUCCUACAAUGCAAGAAUUUUGUCUGUUUGCAGUUGUUGGUUUAACUACAGACUUCUUCUUACAACUUUUCUUCUUUGUUACAAUCCUUUCUGUAGAUAUUCGACGAAUGGAGUUAUCUGACCUUAUGUUGGAAUAUCCAGUCAAUUCACUUAUACAGGAACCUCAAAUGCUCCCACCUUUCUAUUCUACUACACCGUCUUCAUCAUCAUCCUCAUCUUUGGAUAUGCUUAUGUCUAACAAGUGUAUAACUGAGUCGUCUAAUUCAUCACAAGACAAAAUGUCUGAAGAAGACGAUGUUAAAGCCUGGCGCAAGCCUUUAUCAUAUUUAUUAUCACUUAUUUCUAAUAUGUGCUUUAUGUCAUUCAAAUCAACAAAAAAAGUGCUUCUACGUUCAAGGAUAACAUUUGUAAAGCGGCAUAAACGUACAGUUUCAGCUGCUCAGACAGCUGCGUAUCUAGCCUCUGAUGGUCGAACAUCCCAGAAUGUCCCAAGACGUCUUCGUGUUCUUCGUUGUUGGGCGAAAUCUCGACUGAUACAACGUGUACUUAUGCUGAUAUUCACUGUCUGGAUUAUUGGAUUUUUGAUACAUACUGUGGAUAUAUUUCAAUUGUUUUUCAAUAUAUUUCUACACUUUCGUAUAUUACUCUUACAAUAUACUUCAUUGAAUAACUGGUUAAAUCUGCCGUUAGAAAACAGUGACAAUAGUAGCCAUGAUAGUGAUUUGGAUAUAUCUUUAGUUAGUGAACAUUCAGUUCUGAAUUCGGAUGCUUUUAUCACACCUCAUGUUAAUUCCUCUGAAUCUCCUUUAUUUCUGGUGAAUUAUUCCACUCAUCAUGAACUUCAAGAAACUUUAUUGAAUAUUAGUAAUGCUAAUGUUUCAAUGACAUAUAUAGAUGCAGAAGAUUCAGAUUUUGAUGAUUAUGAUAAUUUUUCAAAUCGACAAGAAAUGAAUCAUCAUGAUGAUAUUAUUCAAGAACAUUAUAUUUCAUCUCUCCCUGAUGCUGAUAUCAAAUCUCAAGUAAAUAUGGCCAACAUUCCUCAUCGUCUACAAGUGUCUACAGGUACAAAAGAACAGUUUACCUGGGAUACGGUGUUAAUCUGGAAUUAUUUGGCAUAUUAUCAUUGGCCGUUGCUGGCUAAACAUUAUAAUCUAAGCCUGGUUGGUUGUCAUUUGGCUUUGUUAGAGCCAGUACAUUUGAAGUAUAGAUUCUCUAUGACGAAGUUAGAUAGUGGAAGUGGAAAGUCUAUGAAUUCUGAUCAGGAAUCUGUAUCGUAUAUACCGGUUGAACAUGAACGCACAUUAGAUAUGAAUAAUCUACGAUUUCUAGAUGAUAAUAUACUUUUAUCAAAUGAGAAAACUUCACAUCUACGUGCAUCAUCAACGUCACCUGGUGGUUUUACUGGUUGGACUGCUCGUCUCGGCUUAACUGCAUCUAUGCUUGGAACUAGUUUGCUGGGUUGCAGUUUAGUUCUACUGCUUACAUGUUUAGGAAUGGUUUGCUUACAGUCCAAGUCGUCAAAUUCUACUAAGCGUGAACCAAUAAUUCGUGUUCUACCGUUGACUAUCGAGCUUUUGAAUCUUCCUACAGACUUAAUAGAUUCGGAAUUUGAUCAAAGUUGUUUAUCAUCUCCAGAAUGGACAAUUGCCUGUGGUCAAGUAUACCAUAAAAAUAAGGAUAGUCUAUAUUCUCGCGGAGUUCUAGCAGUCACAUCUGUUCGGUCCUAUAUUCGCGUUAAAUCAGAUCGUUCUAAAGUUAUUCAGUUGUGGUGUGCAAACUCAGGAAAUCUUCUGAAUGAUUUAGAAAGAUACUCAGAAGCUGCUAGAGCUAGAAGAAGAAAAAUACCGCCGUGUAUACCUUGUCGAAAAUUUUCUACUGUCUGGUGUAUGGAGUUCUUACCUCAAGGACUUCUAGUUGUCGGAUGUAGCGAUGGAACAAUCGAGAUUUGGGACUGUGUUUCUGGACUUCUGAUGAAUAUUCUGUGUUUAAAUGAAGUCAAUGAUACUCGUUCGUUGUUUACGAAAGAAAAUAAAGAAAAUUCCGAUACAGUUCCACAGUCGAAAGUACAUCCUGGAGGAAUAACAGUGAUGAGGAUAAUUGAUGAAACUAGGUUCUGUGUAGGAACUAGUCACGGUGUUGUGGCUUAUUUCCAUCUACACAAUACUAACAAAAAUUCAUCGCAAAAUUCUUUACCAGUGCGUCAAUGGCAUUUACACUCACGUGCAAUUACUCAGUUAGACUUUCUAAAGUAUUUUGAUAAAGCCAUUAUUGAAAAUCAUCAUGAAAUACCAGAUAUAAAUUCAAAUGAUAUUGGAGUAAUUGUGAUCAGUGGAUCAGAAGAUGGUUGUGUUAAAUUUUGUUCUUCAGAACAUGACACCCCAUUGUUUCACUGUGGUGUAGACACUACACCCGUCCUGAGUAUGGCUCUAAAUCGUUUUGCGAUCGGUAUUAGUCAUGCUUCUGGAUCAUUGUACGUUUGUUGUCUAGAAAUAUUACUUAACAGAACCAGUAAAAGUGUAAAUUUUGAAGGCAAACAUUUAGUGAAACCGCUUGAAAUACGUUUAGUUGAACUAACAUUUCUAACUAACGGUUAUGGAGUUACUUCAACAAUACAAGAAACAUCUGCAUCAGCUUCAGUUCAAAAUAAAAAAUUAUCAACGCAUACUCGACCAGGAUCAAUAAAUUUACAAUUAUUUACACGGAUAGAAGGAUAUUCUGGUAAAACACGAAAAAAUUGUAAUAAAUUAUCAGCAUUGGCAAAUUAUCGUCUAGUUACCUAUGAUAUGGAUGGUACUGUUGUUAUCUGGGAUCUACAGCAAAAAUGCAUGAUAAGAUCUUUCAAAGCUGUAAGUUUUAUUUGUCUUAAGUAUUAUUUUACGUCAUUGUCAUAGUCAGCUCGUUAGUAGAUGACAUUUCGUGAUUCCAACUUUCUGUCCAAUUCUGAUACUAUGACGUGUAACGAACACUUGGACCCAGAAGUAAACUAUGUAACUUAAUGUUCGACAGUAGAUAUACAGUACAACUAACGCACAACCGCGUCGAAAGAUCUAUUUUUCUUCAGUUGAUGCGACUUUAGUUGAACGAUUGUUGUUGUGUAUUUUUUGUGUAAGUUUAUCAACAAUGAUAACAAUUGGUUUGAGAUAGUCACAAUAAUUAGUUGACUGGUUUUGUCUUCAUGAUUAAACAUCUUCGUAAUGUGCUCCAUACACGAAGUUGUUAUCAUCUAAUUUCAUCUCUGACACCCUGAAUUUCUGAAUUAUGGAUAUUUUACUGCAUACAAAGUGAAGCAUAGUGUAAUUUUUUCAUAGGACUAUGCUUCGCAAAUCUUUGGAGUACAGUCCCUCUCAUCCAUUAACCGUUGCCUAUCUAUCAGUCGAAAAUCGUAGGUAUAAUCAAAUGACAUCAUUGGAAACAAAUGCACAUACAACAGUUUUAUGACUUUUUCUAGCUUACUCUUCUUUAGUAGCUGCAACCUCCCCCCCCCCUGCUGUUCUAUGGCUCAAUGGUUUAGGGCGACGACUGUCAACCAGUGGGUCACGAGUUUCGAACCCCGCUCUACCUGCCGAGGUCUAGGCGGCCAUUUUGUAUCACAACCCCUCACAUAAAAAAUGUGCAUCAUUGCCUACUGCAUAAAUAUGUAGGACAUGGUUGAGCGCUUUUCUUUCUGUCUCUACAAUGCAGCCUGUUACCUUUCGGAGUGAUCAAACAUAUCAUCACGCACCAAACAAUCCAUUAUUAACUGUUUCUCCCACCUUACAUGUAAAUACCACUGUAAAGUGACUUAUUUCUUAUAAAAUCUUUUAUCUAGCGCAGGAAUAUAGUCAUGUUGCGUCUAUUUUGCUAGACAACAUUUGAUAUCUCUUGAGCAGUGAUAAAUCACUUAAUUAUACUGUAUCAGUGUUAAUGCAACUCAACCCGGUAAGGUUUAUGUACUAGGCUAUGAGUCACACAUUGUGUAGGGGUUUAUCCUACUACCCGUUAGCGUUACCCAAUGUAGAGGAGGCAAAGUUUGAACCCAGAACUCACCAGUUGAAAGUCGAAUAGUAAGUCAAUAAGCGAUAUGUCCAAUAACCGUAAUUUAGUAAAAUAUCGAGAAAUAUCAGCUCGAAAUCAUCUCAAGAACCAAUCGAAUUUUACUGUGAAAUACGUUCGAAUCGAAACACAUUCAGCUGCAUUGUGCACAUCCGUGCAGUAGGCGCAAUAAGCCACACCUAUUGUUUGAGGGCUAGCUGCCCGAACCUCGGUAGGUGAAGUGGAGCUCAAAGCCAUGGUCCAAAGUUGGGUAAUAACCUCCAUAAACCACUAAGAUGUAUUCACGAUAUUGUGAUUUUCUUUUUAAGUCUGUGAAUACACUUUAGGCUUAUUUGUGUUCAAUAAGGAUUUCUACUUAUUUUGUUUUAGAAUUUAUCAACGUUCAAUAUGUUGAAUUUAUUGUUAUCUGUUGGUGGACGUGUAGUUUUUGGUGAUCAGAGUUAUCUACGUGUUGUAAAUCCAUGGACUGCUAAAUACGAACGUUCAGUUCAACUCUUACCACCUUCUUCUGUAAAUAUGAGAAGUUCACAUAAUUCGAAUUCUUCACAUCUCUCUACUUUAUUGCGUCGAUGGACAAAGGAAUUAGUUCCACUUGGUGUUACUGGUGGUGAUUUUAAAUCUUCCAAGGCAUCUGAAUUAUAUUUAAUCGCUAAUGGAAGUACUGAACACGUGAAUUUAACUCCAAUUAAUCUAAAAACACCAAUAAGAACUGGUGGAUUAUAUGUUAUCAGUAUAGCUGAUGGUGGAAGAACACUAGUUGUAGUACCUGUAUCUACAAUUAAAUUUGAUUAACUUUAGUCUUUGUAUACAUUUUUAUUUCUUCAAUACUGUGUAAAUGCAAAAUAUUUCUACA
Messenger RNA from Heterobilharzia americana, 6359 nucleotides. Lineage: Eukaryota; Metazoa; Platyhelminthes; Trematoda; Strigeidida; Schistosomatidae. The record is from the annotation of a GenBank genome assembly.